GAUCCUAAAACAAAAACAACAGAAUAUGUAUUAUUUGUGAAUAGCGAAGAAAUUUAUGAAGUUUCUUUAGUUGGACACAGAAUGAAUUGGUUGAAAACAACCAAAUCUUUCAAUGUGAAACAGUUGUCUGCACAUUUACAACGGAUUCAGGAGAGUUUAUUGAUGG
Funneliformis mosseae is the source of this 166-nucleotide messenger RNA. Lineage: Eukaryota; Fungi; Glomeromycota; Glomeromycetes; Glomerales; Glomeraceae. The record is from the annotation of a GenBank genome assembly.